Messenger RNA from Sclerotinia sclerotiorum 1980 UF-70, 252 nucleotides. RefSeq lists its product with no specific name. The record is from RefSeq and is a predicted model, not a curated record. The transcript is spliced from 2 exons. Lineage: Eukaryota; Fungi; Ascomycota; Leotiomycetes; Helotiales; Sclerotiniaceae. Bases 1 to 252 code for a protein of 83 amino acids.
AUGCAAAUGAAAUUCAUCGGAGAGGCUGGUGCAGUGGUGAGAAGUGCAACUAGAUUUCUACCAUAUGAUUGGCAAAUAGAAGGGGCUGGGAAGAGGGAAUGGGAAGAGGGAAUGGGAAGAGGGAAUGGGAAGAGGGAAUGGGAAGAGGGUGGUACGGGUGAAGGACCCAUCAACAAAAGAGGUGCAAGGACAAGCUCUCAGAAGUUCAUACGACAUGAGCCAGAGAUGUUCAAGACUUUUGUUAUCGCUUAA